AUGUCCCGCUCACCGAGUCUCCAACAGCUCGGGGAGGAUGCCCAGUCCAAAGUGGCGUCUGACUCUAAUACUCGCCUCGAAUCCGACGAAAAGCCCAUUGGCGUGGUUUCACAAGCUCAGCCAGUACUUCCAGAUGGCGGACUGCAGGCAUGGUGCACUGUGCUUGGAGGUUUUUUGAUUCAGUUUUGCUGUGGCGGCUACUCUAUUUCAUUUGGUGUAUACCAAGAUUUCUACGUUCGGGAAUACCUCACGAACUCGACCCCCUCGGCAAUCUCCUGGAUUGGAAGUUUGAACGCUUGUUUGCUCAUAUCGGGCGGAGUUGUUGCUGGGCGAUUGUACGACCGUGGAUACUUUUAUUCGCUCCUCUAUGGAGGUUCUUUUUUGACUAUAUUCUCCCUCUUCAUGCUCUCGCUAGCUAAGCCGAACCAGUACUAUCAGAUAUUCCUGAGUCAAGGCAUUGGUGCCGGCCUGGGUGGCGGACUCACAUAUAUCCCCAGUGUUGCCAUUACUGCUCAGUAUUUCUCCAAGAAACGCGCUCUGGCCAUGGCUCUUAUUACCGCCGGAGGCUCUGUCGGAACGAUUGUCCAUCCAAUCAUGCUGAACAAUACACUCAGCAGGUUAGGGUUUGGGAACGCGGUUCGCGCCAGUGCCGGUUUGGUGGCAGGGCUACUCGUCAUUGCUUGUUGCCUCAUGAGGACCCGGACGACGACCCGAAAGCAACCUGCUGGAAACUCAAAGGCCAUGUUGAAGGCGAUCACCACCGAUUACGCAUAUGUUGCCGCAACUGCUGGAUUGAUGCUUUUCUCUAUCGGGCUGUACUUCCCGCAAUUCUACAUCCAACUUGAUGCAACGAAACACGACCUCAACGAGACAUUCGUUUUUUACUCGCUGGUCAUUUUGAAUUUUGCCAAUCUCUUGGGGCGUAUCAUUCCCAGCUUACUAGCAAACAUCCUAGGAGUGGAGAACAUGGUGACGGCUUCAGCUUUUGCAUGCGCUGCAGUCAUUCUCGGGAUGAUAGGCCUUAGCAGUAUCGCAAGCGUCGUUCUCAUCGCACUUGUAUAUGGAUUUGUGUCCGGGGCCUUCAUUUCACUGUCAAACCCCUUACUGGUUUUACUCACAAGCAACAUGUCCGAACUUGGGUUGCGGAUGGGUAUCGCCUAUUUCUUUUCUGGUAUCGCGGGUCUUAUCGGUACGCCAAUCGGAGGGGCAUUGCUUACUAAGGAGUUCAUUUGGUGGAGGCCUGCUCUUUUCAGUGGGUUGACAUGUCUCGCUGGAGGCGCGUUCUACGUUGUCAUGCUUGUGUUAUUGAGGCGAAGGAAGCUGAUAGCUGGCGAAACUCACGCACCUUAA
Messenger RNA from Marasmius oreades (fairy-ring Marasmius), 1350 nucleotides. RefSeq lists its product as uncharacterized. Gene Ontology annotation, biological process: transmembrane transport. Gene Ontology annotation, cellular component: fungal-type vacuole membrane. The record is from RefSeq and is a predicted model, not a curated record. Bases 1 to 1350 code for a protein of 449 amino acids. The transcript has 14 exons. Gene Ontology annotation, molecular function: transmembrane transporter activity. NCBI's taxonomy places the organism in Eukaryota, Fungi, Basidiomycota, Agaricomycetes, Agaricales, Marasmiaceae.